Messenger RNA from Magallana angulata, 1055 nucleotides. RefSeq lists its product as uncharacterized. NCBI's taxonomy places the organism in Eukaryota, Metazoa, Mollusca, Bivalvia, Ostreida, Ostreidae. The coding region runs from base 95 to 760 and encodes 221 amino acids. The transcript is spliced from 2 exons. The record is from RefSeq and is a predicted model, not a curated record.
GUUUUACUGUAAAAGGGGCGUCAAAAAUAAUCAAGGAUUGUGGAAUUUCCAUGAAAACAUAACCGUUACCGUAGAUUAGCAGAAAAUAUCUACCAUGACAAGAAAUGAUAAACAUAUAGGCCUGUACUGUACUAUAAAAGCAACAAUGAAAAUACUUCCUUUGCAAUUUGGAGAUGCUAACAUCAGAGAUGAUCAAACCCAACGGAUCAAAGAUAUAUGUCAAGACUCGGGCAAUGUUGAGUUUAAUCUUCAUGAAAUGUUCGAUGUGUUUAACGAAGAUGGCGACCAAGUCCCGGAUAUAGAGGGCUGUGAUCUGUUUUGUCCAGAAUCUCUCUCAGACGAAGCUGACUACAGUGUUCCAUUUUCCUCUAUUUCUUCCAUUAGUUCACAGGAUCCCGAGGAAAUAUUGGGAGGCUUAGUGUAUCCCCAAGUCGACAUUGUAUCACCGCCGGUUUUCAACGAAAACGAAGAUUUGAAUCGGCGCAUCUCGGACGGAGAGCUGAGUCAAUCGGAGAGUGACGCGGAGGACAUACCAAUGGAAGAGCACGCUGAACUUCGGAGAGGUGGUGAGGGCCAGAGUGUUGCCAGAAGAAAUCCAGCAUAUUUUGAUGGUAUGUUCCCACGGAACAGUGAACAGAACCGCGACAGACGCGUUCCAGAUUUAAAUGGGUCGUUGUAUGAUUCCGACGAGGAAAGGAUCCUGUACAGUCCAUGCUCCGACUCUGACCAUGUUGUACCCGAUUUUUACAUGGAAGAGUAGGCUAUGUUAUUGGCAGGACCGUGGUGUUGUUACUACUGUUGUUUUAACUUGUUGAUAUGAGAUCUUCUUUAUUUAUUAUAUAUAACUAUUUAUCAUAUACAUGUAUUUAUGUAAAAUGCAUUUGAAUGCAAAUUUGUCUGGACAUUAAUGACUAUGUUGAUCAUUUUUUUAAAAGUCUGUUAUGUUCUUGUUAACCGUUGUUGCAUUAUAUGUGUAAACGUCAAUCAUGGAAUAGAGUUGAAAUAUGUAUUUGGAUCGUAUAUUAUUUUUUUCGAUCAGGUAAGAAGUAUAUCAA